AGUGUUGCCAUUGUUGAGUUAUUACUUUUUGGUCAAUUUUGAUUUUCCUCGAAAUUUAUUCUUUAUUUGCACAAAAAAAGGAAUUUUUGUUACUAAAUUAUUAAAAUUAUAUUUCGAAUAGCUCCCAAGUUGGGAUAACGAGUAGAAUAUUGUUUGUGAAGUGUUUUUUUAAAGCUUAUUAUUGCAAAAAUUGCUUCGCGGUGAACGUUCGCUUAAUUAAUCAUUUUUUUCGGGUAGUGGAUUUAAGUUAUUCAAGUGUAAAACAUCUUUAGUGAAAUCAUAAUGGCUUUUGCAAAGAUCCAAAAGCAGUUGAACAUCGCAAAUCAGUUGAUCACAGAGAAAGUUUUCAAUGGAGAAAAGUCGAAAUUCAACGAUGAUUUUACGGAAAUGGAAAAGAAAACGGAUGCAACAGCUGACUUGAUAGAUGAUCUUCAACAAAGGACGAAAGAAUUCCUUCAACCGAAUCCAGCAGCGCGAGCAAAAAUGGCGGCAUUAAAGUUGUCAUCGUCAGGACAGGCUAAAAGUCAAUAUCCUCAAACUGAAGGUAUUUUGGGAAAUGCGAUGGUUAAUCAUGGAAAGAAGCUUGGCGAAGAUAAUUGUCUUGGUCAGGCACUCAUGGAAGCAGGCGACUCUCUAAAGCAAAUUGCAGAUGUCAAGUAUUCUUUGGAUAACAAUGUUAAGCAAAACUUUCUCGAUCCACUUAACCAUCUUCAAAAUAACGAUUUAAAAGAAGUAAUGCACCAUCGAAAAAAGCUAUCAAAUCGUCGUUUAGAUUUCGAUGGUAAACGUCGAAAAAUGGGACGCGGAACGACUGAAGAAGAAGUUCGAAUGGCACAAGAGAAAUUCAAAGAAUCACUUCAUAAUGCGUCAACUUCUAUGUAUCAUUUGCUUGAGAAUGACGUUGAACUCAUAUCGCAACUUUGUGUGUUUUCCGAGAGUCUCAUGCAAUAUUAUCAAUCGUGUGCCGACAUUAUGCAAGAUUUAACAAACAAACUUUAUGAGAAGAAAUCAGAAGCCAUGAAUCGUCCGAAGAAAGAUUUCAUCCCAACAAGCCUCUCUGAUUUGAACAUUGACUCGAUUUCUUUGGGAAGCAACAGCGAUCGUCACAACAACAAUUCUAACGGUGCGAGUUUAUAUAAUUUAGAAAGAUCCAAAGCCACUUCUUCCUUUAACCUCGCAUCCCACAAAUCUUCCUCCCAAAAUAUCCACAACAAUAAUUUCAGUCGUACGAGUAAAGCGUACGGAUCACAAUCGAACAUAAGCGGAAAACGUAACAGUUAUCAGAGUGUGAAUAGCUUUAACAUAAACUCGCCAACUACGCCGGGUAUAGACCGAUGGGAACAAGCGUGGGAAGACGACAACAAUUUUGUUCGAGCUCCUUCUUAUCAUCAACAACAGAAACAACAACAUCGUGAACAUUUUCCUCUUGCUAAAAAUUCUAAUCAAUCUGUAAAGCACUCUCAUUCAGCAUAUGAUUUCAAGCGUGCCUCAAAUAAUCAAAAUCAAAUGUCGACGUCGAAUCGAUCGGUGAAUCAUUAUGUUGACGAUCCAUUUGACGAUCCUUGGUCAGUUAAGCCCACAAUUUCCAAUCCAAUUCCGAUGAAUACAACACAGCAAAGCUCGACAGUGAACUUGAUAAACAAUUUCAACAACAAUUAUCGAAGUCAAUCAAGCGCCUUUCCACAUUGUGUAGCACUUUAUGAUUUUGAAGCUGAAAAUGCUGGCGAACUUUCGUUUAAAGAAAAUGACAUCAUAAGGCUUGUAAAUAAAGUCGAUGAAAACUGGUUUGAAGGAACGGUUAAUGGUCGAACUGGUUAUUUCCCACAAUCAUAUGUAAGUCCAAGUGAAGAUCCCAAUCUCUUAAAGCCAUCACCCACAUCCUUAUACUAAAUAUAUUCAAUUUACAACUCAUAUUGCUGUUUAGAGGAAGACGAAAUAAUUGAAAUCUGUUAACAUUAACACUUUGUCUUGUAGAAAUUUCAAAAUAACACUUUUUGCAAUUUUGGUGCCUUUUCAAGACAACAUAACAAUAAAAUGAAAACAUUGAUAAGAAGGAAGCCAUAAACAUAUUUUUACACAAAAUUGGCACAAUUAAAGUCUUUUUAUAUGAAUGCCUUGCCUUGUUGAUGUUAAGAAUUUGUAAGGAUUAACGAUAUUUUAUUAUUUUGUGUAACAUUUUUGUGCAAAAAUGAAAAUCAGUAAUCAAUGUGUAAUAAAGUUUAAUGUUGAAGUGACGCACAAAACAA
Molecule: messenger RNA, 2246 nt
Organism: Clunio marinus
Lineage: Eukaryota; Metazoa; Arthropoda; Insecta; Diptera; Chironomidae
Source: the annotation of a GenBank genome assembly